GUGAGUGAGUUAGUUCGUGUCGUUCGUUCUUACAAUUCCUGGAGAGAUGUCUGUGUUUGAUGAUUCGUUCGUUAUACUCGGAAACGAUGCAUCGGAGUCUGUUCCUCCGGUCUCAUCCUCCUUUGACACCACUACCGAAAACUCCUUCUCACCCUACGACGGCUCUGUCCACGUAGAUGACUCCACCGAUGAUGUUUUCACUGCGCCUUCUUCUGACUACGGCGGUUACUCAAACGGAGACGGAGUUUUCGGAUCCAACGGUGGUCACGACGGUCCUAUCUUGCCACCACCGUCAGAGAUGGAGUCUGAUGAGGGGACUGCUCUCAGGGAAUGGAGAAGAGAGAAUGCGAUUCAACUUGAGGAGAAGGAGAAGAGAGAAAAGGAGUUGAGGAACCAAAUAAUUGAGGAAGCUGAUCAGUUUAAAGAGGAUUUCCAUAAGAAGAGGGAGUUAACUUGUGAAAACAACAAAGCAGCUAACAGAGAGAAAGAAAAGCUCUAUGUGGAGACUCAAGAGAAGUUUUACGUGGAAGCGAGCAAGAACUACUGGAAGGCAAUAGCGGAGCUAGUACCUAAAGAGGUUCCAACUAUAGAGAAAAGAAGAGGGAAGAAGAAAGAGGAAGAUUCCAAGAAGCUUUCAGUCUCUGUGAUUCAAGGUCCAAAGCCUGGCAAGCCAACGGAUCUCUCAAGAAUGAGACAGAUAUUGCUGAAGCUCAAACAGAACCCGCCUGCUCACCCGCCUGCUCACCCGGCUGUUAUUACUGCUUGAUAAAACCCUAUUAUGUGAUUUGUUCUUUGCUUUGCUUUUAUCAUGUUUGAUGAUACUUGAUCACAUUCAUGUUUGAACUCCAACAAAAGAAAAAUUAAAAAGUGGUUAAAUACUUA
Molecule: messenger RNA, 882 nt
Organism: Eruca vesicaria subsp. sativa (arugula)
Lineage: Eukaryota; Viridiplantae; Streptophyta; Magnoliopsida; Brassicales; Brassicaceae
Source: the annotation of a GenBank genome assembly